AAAAUCAUUAGGCGUUAAAAAGGAUAAACCUCAAAAGUAGUGAAAAAUGCAAUCGGAAACGAUGACCGAAAGUAGUGGCUUUUUCGAUCGGAUAGUGCAUUUUUUCGUAGACAAUCAAGAUGAGCGCACAAAGGACUGGCUGCUGUCCGGAUCGAUGACACCACUGAUCAUGAUCCUGGCGACGUAUCUCUACUUCUGUCUGUAUGCCGGACCCCGGUGGAUGUCCAAGCGGAAACCAUUCAAGCUGGAAAAUGUCCUCAUCGGGUACAACGCCGUCCAGGUGCUGCUGAGCAUCGUGCUGGUGUAUGAGGGCAUCCAAGGUGGAUGGAACGGACAUUACGAUCUCAAGUGCGAACCCGUGGACUACAGCCGGGCUCCUCUUGCCAUGAGAAUGGCCCGUGCCGUUUGGCUGUACUACAUCUGCAAAGUCGUUGAGCUGCUCGAUACCGUGUUCUUCGUGCUGCGCAAGAAGCAGAAUCAGGUUUCGUUCCUGCACCUGUACCACCACUCGCUGAUGCCAGUCUGUGGCUUCAUUGGCGUGAAGUACUUUGCCGGUGGCCACGGUACCCUGCUCGGAGUGAUCAACUCGUUCAUACACGUGUGCAUGUAUGCCUACUACAUGCUGGCUGCGAUGGGACCCAAAGUGCAAAAGUACCUCUGGUGGAAGCGGUACCUAACCGUGAUGCAGAUUAUUCAGUUUAUAAUCGUGUUCUAUCACACGCUGCAAGUGCAGUUCCAGCCUACCUGUGGCUACCCCAAGUCCAUCGCAGCCCUGCUGACGCUCAACGCCGGUCUGUUUAUCUACAUGUUUAGCACGUUCUACGUCCGGAGUUAUCUGCGAACCGCCCGGCGAAAUGCCGCCGAGCUCAACAACAACAAUAACAACAAUCGAGUGGAGUGUAAACCAAAGGAAGUGCCACAGUCGGAGGACAGUCGGACGCCUAGCGCAAAUGUCGUGCUCGCUGGUGCCGAACCCAAGAAGGAUCUGUAACGGAUCGAAUGGACAGCCUUGGAUUCGAGGCCAUGUGGAAUGAAAGAAAACAAAACAACAGACUACCACAAGAUGAGCGAUUGGAGCCGAACAAUACUAGUGAUAGGAGUGAACGUUGUCUGUAAAGUUCCGUGGAGCUUUCGUAUUUUUUCGCCGACUCUGUUUUUAAUUGUACAUUUUUUUUUACUUAGAAAAACCGACACUAGCUUAUUGAAUAUAUUUAAUUACAAAGUA
This is a messenger RNA of Ochlerotatus camptorhynchus, 1225 nucleotides long. Its product is annotated as very long chain fatty acid elongase 7. Gene Ontology annotation, molecular function: fatty acid elongase activity. The transcript has 6 exons. The record is from RefSeq and is a predicted model, not a curated record. Bases 47 to 991 code for a protein of 314 amino acids. NCBI's taxonomy places the organism in Eukaryota, Metazoa, Arthropoda, Insecta, Diptera, Culicidae. Gene Ontology annotation, cellular component: endoplasmic reticulum membrane. Gene Ontology annotation, biological process: very long-chain fatty acid biosynthetic process; fatty acid elongation, monounsaturated fatty acid; fatty acid elongation, saturated fatty acid.